AUGCCAACCCUAAACCGGAGGCUGCUCACGUGGAGCGACUCCGACAGGGAGGACGACGACGGCGGUGGUGGCGGAACGGCGGACAUCCUCGUCGAGGAAGCACGGUAUGGCGACCUGUGCGCCAGCCUCGUGGAUGACGUGCUCGUCCAGGGGUCGGACGGUCAAUGCCGUCGCGGCGGAGUGAGUGCAACGCCGGCGUCCAGCACGCGCAAGGCUUGUUACGCGGCGGCAGGGUUCCUCGCCGUCGGUUGCCUCUGCGCUUACCUGUCCUGGAGGCAUAAGGUCGACUCCAAUGAAGUCGUGCUCAUCUUUAAUUCCCAGCAAAAUACUGUCGGUCCCAUCCUUGCUGCAGGCGGUCACGAUCUUACGGAAUUCCUUACGAGGAUUCUAUUUGAAAAGGGUUACCGCUUUACAACAACUGCAGAGCGUGAAAUUGCAAGGAACAUGAAAGAGAAGUUUGGAUAUAUGGCCCUUGAUUUCGAGCGGGAGGUGAACUCCUCGUCAGUUGAAGAGAGCUACCAUCUACCUGGCCAGCGGGCAAUCAGGAUUGGUGAUGAGAGGUUCAGGUGCUCCGAGGUCCUCUUCGACCCAUCCGUGAUUGGUAUGGAAGCUCGUGGAAUCCAUGAGGCAAGCUAUGAUGCGAUCAACAAGUGCGACGAGAAUGUCUGGCAGGACUUGUAUGCCAACAUUGUCCUCACCGGGGGUUCAACAAUGUUCCCCGGCAUGGCUGACCGUCUGAGCAAGGAGGUCACCGCCCUUGCUCCCGAGGACAUGAAGAUCUAGAUAAUUGCUCCACCUGAUCGGAACCGCAAUGCCUGGAUUGGAGGCUCCAUUCUUGCAUCCGUAAGCACUUUCCAACAGGUACAACUCAUUUUGCUUAACUUACAUAUUUCCAACUUUAGUUUGUGGGCUUCAAAUUAAGUCAUCGUCUGAAUUCCUUGUUAUCUACUCUAAUAUAUGUGGAAUCGUCGAUCGAGUACUCCGAGUAUGGCCAUUCAAUUGUCCACAUGAAGUGCUUGCAGUGACAUCCGUUGGUGACUCGUGUUUUCUUACGAAAAAAGUAAUGGUGCCACUUCCAUAUAUGUGUUUAUUAUUCUCAAAACAUAUGUGUGUGUUUAUUUUUCUCAACCAAAAAAAUAGUUUUGUUGUCGCCUGUCGUGAUAAGCGUGCAUGAGUCGUAUCAUGGGAUGGCAUGACUGUCUGGAUCAGGAGGCAAGAGUUGUUGGAGUUUCGUUCACGCACCCAUUGUUAAAUAGCGCAUGUAUUGUAUCUGUAACUCUUG
This is a messenger RNA of Triticum dicoccoides, 1282 nucleotides long. RefSeq names its product actin-52-like. The record is from RefSeq and is a predicted model, not a curated record. NCBI's taxonomy places the organism in Eukaryota, Viridiplantae, Streptophyta, Magnoliopsida, Poales, Poaceae. Bases 1 to 783 code for a protein of 260 amino acids. The transcript has 4 exons.